AGAUUACUCGUACCUUCGUUGAUUUCCCGGCAUGCCAAAUUGAUACAGUACUACAAGAUGGCGCAGGCUAUAUUUGAAGCGUUAGAAGGCAUGGACAACCAGACAGUCCUGGCUGUUCAGUCACUAUUGGAUGGGCAGGGGGGGGUCCCAGAUCACACCAGUCAGAGUGUCUCUGGCACUGCCACCAUACAGUCAAUGGCAGAUGACGAGGACGUGUUUCUGUGCGGGAAGUGCAAGAAGCAGUUCAACUCGCUGACCGCUUUCAUGACGCACAAGCGUGAGCAGUGCCAGGCCAGCACCCCCUCCUUGGCCACUGUGUCGCUGGCGUCCAGCAACUCCUACACACCCGUCCCCUCCAUCAGCUCUGUGCCACAGACCCCCGCCAGCAGACAGGUGUCCACCUACAUCACCGUUCCCCAGUCCCCACUCACUCACACCCUUGUCCAGGGGAACGUGCUGGUCAGCGACGACGUCCUGAUGUCAGCCAUCUCUUCCUUCACCUCCAUGGACCAGCCCAUGAGCGCCAUGCAGCCGCCCAUCCAGAGCAAUUUGAGCAUGCAUACAGGUGCGUCGUAUCUCCAGCAUCCCCCGCCCCCUCCUCAUCCGCACCCGCAUCCACAUCCACAUCCGCCACCACCCAGCCACCCGCAGCCCCUCUCCUCACAGGUGCAGGCCAAUAACAGCAGCUCUGUGGUGCAAGUGUACAGCACAUUGCCCCCUCUGGCAGGGAAUGGAAGUGCAGAAGUUCAGACACUGGCCUUGCAGCAGUUCCAGCAGGUGUCCAGCCAGUGUGUGGAGAGCCAGGUGUUUACCACACCCCCGGUCUACAGUCCUGGAAAACAAGGAUUGAAGACGAAGACCAGUAGCAUCACCAACUCCCUGAACAACAGCAGCCCAGCGGAGCUAGGCAGCUUUGACCAAACCGCCAAGGCACGGCGGCCCAGAAACAGCAUCGAAGGACCAGAAGGCGGUCCCAUGAAAGGCAAAGCCCAAAAGCUGAAAUGUAAUUUCUGUGAGAAGACUUUCACCAAGAACUUUGAUCUGCAGCAACAUAUCCGCAGCCACACAGGAGAGAAACCCUUCCAGUGCAUCGUGUGUGGUCGUGCCUUCGCACAAAAGUCCAACGUCAAGAAGCACAUGCAGACGCACAAAGUGUGGCCCGCGGGCAUGGGCACCACAGUGUCCCGUCUGCCCAUCACCAUCAAGGUGGUGCCAGUGAGCGCUGACGAGGGCACAGGGCAGGCUGGCGAGGAGGAGGAGCGCCACCCAGGGGAGACAGAGGAGAGGGACAGAGACCCUCAUAUGGAGAUGGACGGCCAGUCCGGUAAAACCGGAAAGUUGCAGAGCAAGCAAAUCGUGCUCAUCGACAGCUCCUAUCAAUGCCAGUUCUGUGCCAGCAAGUUCAGCACCUAUUUCCAGCUGAAAUCUCACAUGACUCAGCACAAGAAUGAACAGGUGUACAAGUGUGUGGUGAAGUCCUGCUCUCUGACCUUCCAAAAGCUGGACCUCUUCCUGGAGCACAUUCGCACACACCAGGAGCAGCUCACCUACCGCUGCCACCUGUGCAGCAAGGUCUUCCCCUCGCUGUUCGAGCUGGGUGUGCACCAGUACUCACACAACCUCUGCCAGCAGCAGAGCCCUCGCAAGGAGCCCAGCUUCUACAGGUGCCCAAAGUGCCAGAGCAGGUACUCAACACAAGAAGCUCUGGAACAGCACCUCCAAACUGCAUCCCACAAUUUCCCAUGUCCCCACUGCCAAAAGGUGUUCCCCUGUGAGAGGUACUUCCGUCGACACCUUCCCACUCACGGCGUGGGGGGAAAGUUUAAGUGUCAGAUCUGCAAGAAGUUCUUCAAGACGGAGCACUAUCUUAAACUGCAUGCCCGCAUCCACUCAGGUGAGAAGCCCUACAAGUGUACUGUGUGUGAUGCCACAUUCAACCGCAAGGACAAAGUGAAGAGGCACAUGCUCAUCCAUGAGCCCUUCAAGAAGUACAAGUGUCCCUUCAGGACCCAUGCUGGUUGCGCAAAAGAGUUUAACAGGCCGGACAAGCUGAAGGCACACAUAUUGUCCCACUCUGGAAUCAAGCCCUACAAGUGCCAGUACUGUCAGAAGGCUUUCAGCCGGCGGGCUCACAUGUUGGAGCACCAGCGGUCGCACACGGACAACUAUCGCUUCCGCUGUCCCACCUGCAGCAAGGGCUUCACCAGGCACAAGUACUACAGGGACCACAAGUGCCCGCAGGCCGGCGGGGCUGCAGGGGACGGCGUGGACAGCAAGGGGGGCCCCAAGAAGAAGCCGCCACGCUCCAGGAAGGCUGGGGGCAAUGCCAAGGGCAGCGGGGAGGCCGGACUUCCCGGAUCGAAGGGUGGGCACGACAGGAAGGGGACGGUUGGCCACACGGAGGAGGGGGAAGGGAGGCUACAGGCACCGCGGUCUGUGCUGUCCAUUGUUGGGGGGGAGAAGGGAGGCGGAGGAGCGGGGCAGGGGGAGGAUGAGGAGGAGGAGUCUGGAAUUGUCGCAGGCGAGAAUUCGGAAGCCAUGCAGAGCACUACAGACCUGACCCAGCUCCAGGCUGGUGCUGACGCCACACUGCUGACAGUGCCCGUGUUCAUAGAGACGGUGGACUGAAUUUGUGGACACUGCCGAUCACCGAUGGGGCAGCACUAGUCUGUGGGUUCCACUGGAGAACAAGAGAUCAUAACUCCGGCUUAGUGCUCCAGCGGAGAGCUGGAAAGGAGAUUGGGAUCCUUGCUGGACUAAACAACCUGUUACGUUCCAAAGGACCAAAGUAUACCAAAAGUAUGUGUAUGCUUCAUAAGAAAUGGUUGCAUCAGGGCUCAGGUUACAAAUACAGAUCAGAGUAUCAGUUAGUCCAAAAGGGCAUUUGGUACUUAAAGAUUUUCCAGGAUGUUUUAUAUUAAAACGUUAUGACUUGGCCAAAUUUACAGGUAUACUUUUUGUACAUAAGAAAUAGAGCAUUCAUCAAAAGCAGUAUAAUACUGCAGUUAAAAUGCCAUACACAUUAUUUAUAAGAUACCAGUUUUUUUUAAUGUUUUUACACUUUUAAUUUUGGCAUCUGAUAAUUUCAUUUCUCAAAAUAAAGGCUUGUUGCUGCUAAGAGAUGCAGAGCUGCCGUUGGAAAAAAAAGAUUAACUGCAAUUUUCAAAGUUUUCACAUUGUGACAAUAAGAAUAAUUUUCUCAACAAAGCAUAAAAGGUAGAAAUUCCUAGUGCUUGUUAAGCAAAAUGGAUUGAACAAGAAACAUGUUGGCAUGUUCUUUUGGAGUUGAAAGACUUGAUUGAGGAAGAAUGCACUUCAGUUUCUUCUUUGGUCAAAAAUUAAAAUCACAUUGAAGAUUGCCUUCAUACAUUUAUUUGUACUUUUAUUAAUAAUAUCUUGUUAGCUUUUACUCAAUCAGGCAACCACUGUGAUUGCAAGACAUGCUAAGUAUCUAAACAUUUUACAUAAACUGUAUUUCUGAAAAAGACAGCUCUGUUCUGAGUUUUUUGUCACCAGUUUUUUUUAACAGUUCUGCAAAUAUUUUUUCCUUCUCUCAAUUAAACCAAGAGAGUGUUUAUUGCAAGUGUGAUAUUUUACUGCAUAAAUGCAAGUUUCUGAAUCCUCCAUGGUUUUACUAGAAAAUUUAAAAACUGCAUUUUAUAUUUUAGGAUGUUAUAAAAUUACAUCUGCUAUUUCUAAUGUAAUGAAAAUGUAAUCCAUUUUGUUUUGUUUUUUUUUUUAAUCAGAAAAGGGGGGAAUUAAGAAACUUAAUCAAGUUCUUCUGAAAUAGUUGUAUUGGGAGGACUUGUUGGUUGCUCCAGUAUCUCACUGGGCACCAUUUCUGUCAUUUCCUUUUCCUCGGGCUUUCGCAGAGGAAAGGUUACCUCGGGCUCAGGACAGAAGAGGAAUUCAUACAAGAAGCCAGCAGCCACUGCUCCCAUCAUAGGUCCAACCAA
Lepisosteus oculatus (spotted gar) is the source of this 3956-nucleotide messenger RNA. It is a transcript of the gene znf341, whose product is annotated as zinc finger protein 341. The record is from RefSeq and is a predicted model, not a curated record. Gene Ontology annotation, molecular function: DNA-binding transcription activator activity, RNA polymerase II-specific; RNA polymerase II cis-regulatory region sequence-specific DNA binding. NCBI's taxonomy places the organism in Eukaryota, Metazoa, Chordata, Actinopteri, Semionotiformes, Lepisosteidae. Gene Ontology annotation, cellular component: nucleus. Gene Ontology annotation, biological process: regulation of transcription by RNA polymerase II.